This is a messenger RNA of Chaetomium fimeti, 1200 nucleotides long. Its product is annotated as HAD-like domain-containing protein. Gene Ontology annotation, molecular function: alkaline phosphatase activity; phosphoglycolate phosphatase activity. The transcript is spliced from 4 exons. Lineage: Eukaryota; Fungi; Ascomycota; Sordariomycetes; Sordariales; Chaetomiaceae. The record is from RefSeq and is a predicted model, not a curated record. Bases 137 to 1069 code for a protein of 310 amino acids.
AAAAUAGAUUCGGGAGCCAUGUUGCCCCCAACCUCAGAACGACCCUAAGAACGACCCCAAGAACCACCGUAAGACUGCUCAACCGAAACUUCCGCAAACCAGCCAGUCGCCCCUUUCCCUCAACCAAUCUGCAAACAUGACAAAACCUAAAUACCUCACUGGUGACAAUGCGGCGAUAGAUGAAUUUAUCAACCGUUUCGAUGUCUUUCUGCUAGACUGUGACGGGGUAAUAUGGUCCGGUGACCAUGUUUUUGAAGGCGUUCCUGAGACACUGGAGUACCUGCGAUCGAGAGGCAAGAAGGUCGUCUUUGUGACAAACAACUCGACCAAGUCUCGGGAAGAAUACCUCAAAAAAUUCACAGGCCUAGGCAUCCCCUCGGACGUCGAGGAGAUCUUCGGGUCGGCCUACUCCUCGGCCAUCUACAUCUCGCGCAUCCUCCAGCUCCCCGCGCCCAAGAACAAGGUGUUCGUCAUCGGCGAGGCCGGCAUCGAGCACGAGCUCCGGAGCGAGAACGUCCCCUUCAUCGGCGGCACCGACCCGGCCUUCCGGCGGGACAUCACGCCGGAGGACUGGAAGGGCAUCGCGGACGGGUCGCACCUGGACCCGGACGUGGGGGUCGUGCUGGCCGGGCUCGACUUCCACAUCAACUACCUCAAGCUCUCGCACGCGCUGCAGUACCUGCGGCGGGGCGCCGUGUUCCUGGCGACCAACACGGACUCGACCUUCCCCAUGAACCACAACUUCUUCCCGGGGGCCGGGUCGAUCGGCAUGCCGCUGGCCUACAUGACGGGCCAGCAGCCGCUGGCGCUGGGCAAGCCGAGCCAGGCCAUGAUGGACGCGGUCGAGGGCAAGUUCCGGCUGGACCGCGCCCGCACCUGCAUGGUGGGCGACCGGCUCAACACCGACAUCAAGUUCGGCGUCGAGGGCCGCCUGGGCGGCACGCUGGCCGUGCUGACGGGCGUGAGCAAGCCUGCCGACUGGGAGGCGGAGGACGCCGUGGCCGUGCCGGCAUUCUACGCUGACAAGCUGAGCGAUCUGCGCGCCGCCGACGCCGCGGCAGCUCCGUGACCCCCCUCCGCCCCCUUUUGGGAUUUAUCUGGAACGGGUCUACUCAGAAGAAGCAGGACUUAGCCGCAUCUAGCUCAUGUCGUGCGCGGUGAGGUUGCGGGGUUCUGGUUCGGGUUGGGUCGUUCUGUUGG